Messenger RNA from Prunus mume (Japanese apricot), 1403 nucleotides. Its product is annotated as Integral membrane Yip1 family protein. NCBI's taxonomy places the organism in Eukaryota, Viridiplantae, Streptophyta, Magnoliopsida, Rosales, Rosaceae. Gene Ontology annotation, cellular component: Golgi apparatus; membrane. Gene Ontology annotation, molecular function: small GTPase binding. The record is from RefSeq and is a predicted model, not a curated record. Gene Ontology annotation, biological process: vesicle-mediated transport.
UAUACCGGUCAGUCUCUCGUUCUCUGUGUUCCUUCCAAUUUACGAAAAGCAACGUCUAGGGCUCGUCUCUGCGUCAGUUUCAGAGCUCUCCAGAGACCUCGAGCCCGUAAUCUCAAUCCAAGUCUCUGCCCUCCGACUCUCCGAGCUACAAAGCAGAGCUUCUCUCUCGCUUCCUUUGUGUUAGGGUUUUCUUCUCAAUGGACGAGUCCUACACUGGCCUCCCUACCAGCCAUUUACUCGGCUCAGUCCCUGCUGUCGUAAGUGAAGAUAAAGAUAAGAAUACCACAAGCUAUGAAGCACCUGAAGCUAACUUGCAAAUCUUCCCCCCAAAUAAUGGAGGAGAGAAAGGGCGUGGUUAUCAAACUGUUGGAAGUACAAGUGAAACAUUUGAACAACAACCGGCGAACAACUGGAGAGGAGUAUUUAAUAUCUCAUCAUACACACAAUACUUCAAUGUGGAUACGGAUGUUGUCUUAAACAGAUUGCUUAGUUCUUUAUAUCCCCAUGGUGGAGAUUUUUUCAGCAAAAUUGAUGCCAACCCUGAUUUAUAUGGGCUAAUCUGGAUCUCCACUACGUUAGUGUUUGUGCUUGCUGCACUUGGAAACUGUGCCACCUACCUCAUGGAAAAGCACAGUGAUAGCAGUACUUCUUGGGCCUUUAAUGUCAGUUAUAUGAAUUUGGCAGCUUUUUCAGUCUACGGUUAUGCAAUUUUGGUGCCAUUGGCAUUUUAUUUCUUGCUCCACUAUCUGGGCUCAAAUGCCAGCCUUGUUCGAUUUUGGUGUAUGUGGGGAUACUCUCUCUUCAUAUUUGUUUUAGCCUCUUUUUUGUUGCUUAUCCCGGUUGAGGCUUUCCGGUGGAUCAUUAUAAUUCUUGCUGGUGCUGCCUCCUCGUGCUUUGUUGCCUUCAAUCUCAAGACUUAUAUCGAAGGGAAUGAUAUUGUGGUGAUUGCCGCAUUUCUCUUGCAACUGGCUCUGGCAAUCUUCUUUAAGGUCUACUUCUUUCCGUGAGCGUUUCUAAGUGCAGUCAGUCUCUGAAUUCUGAAUUUCAAACAACCACAUUCACUUGAUUUCGAGGGUAUUUGAUUUAGGCAUUGACUGGAAUGGCACUUCCCUAGAGGUGGUGUGUGUUCAAAUUACUCACUUGGUUGUAUUGUAAGUUCAUUGAAGAGCUCGUGACAUGGCGUGGUUUAAAUUUUUUGAAGAGAUAAAAGUGUGGCUCUAAUGAGUAGGACUUAGUUUGUAUCAGCUGGUUUUGUAUUGGCUCAAGUAGAGAGAGCAUAUAUUGGUAUUUGUAUUUCACGCUUUUUCUCAAUCUUAGAAUUUUUCUCCAUCAAACCUGAGUCUGUAAAUAAAUAAGGUCUUCAGAGAAAUUGUUGUGGUAAUUUUCACAUCAAGUUGAUUUCU